AUGCUAUUACAUUUUUAUUCGGAUUGGGAAGGUACGACGAUUCCAAUUUGUUCAGGACGACCAUAUCCAUUAGAUGUGUAUUAUGAUGAUUAUGGAAUUAAUUUUGCAUUAUAUUCUGACCAUGAUGAAAAACAACAAUUAAUUGAAUAUGCUCUAAUUUAUAUUAAAGAACAAACACAUCAAAUCUGGCAUAUUUAUUUAUCUGAUUUUGAACCAGGUCAAAUCUAUGCUUAUAGUGUUGAUGAUCCAUUUGAUCCACAAAAUGGUGAUCGUUUUAAUGUAAUUAAACUCUUAAUUGAUCCAUAUGUACGAGCUAUUACAGGGAUAUUAGAUUGGCAUGAUUCAUUAUUUGGUUAUAAUAUUGAUGAUGAUCUAUCACCAGAUAAAGAUUUAACAUUCAAUAUUGAAGAUAGUGCACCAUAUAUACCAAAAUGUGUUGUUAUUGAUUCAAAUAGUUUUAAUUGGGUUAAAAAAUUACAUAAAGCUGGUAUUAAAGUUAUUCUUGAUGUUACUUAUAAUCAUACAGGUGAAGGAAAUCGAUUUAGGCCAACAUUAUCAUUUAAAGGUAUCGACAAUAGAAGUUAUUAUCGUCUUUCUGAACAUGACAGAAGAUAUUAUUUUGAUUAUACUGGUGCUGGAAAUACACUUAUUUGUCGAUUACCAAAUGUAUUAAGAUUAAUAAUGGAUAGUCUGCGAUAUUGGAUAUUAGACAUGUAUGUCGGUGGAUUUAGAUUUGAUUUGGCAACAAUAAUUGCUCAUGAAUUACAUGCAGUUGAUCGUUUAAGUGCAUUUUUUGAGAUAAUUCAUCAAGAUCCAGUUAUUGGAACGGAAAAUAUCGUGAUUGUAUUAGGGAUUAUUGGCGUGCGUUUUACAUUAAAUGAUUUGGUUUCAUAUAAUGAAAAACAUAAUCAUAGGUAUGGUGAAGAUAAUUUUGAUGGUGAAAGUUAUAAUCGUUCAUGGAAUUGUGGUAUUGAAGGUACAACAAAUGAUGUACAUGUAAAUGCAUUUCGUGAUUGUCAAGAACGAAAUUUUUCUAACAACAUUGUUUUUAUCACAAGGGAUUGGUUAAAUUGGAAUAAAGCUGAUCAACAUCUAUUAGAAUUUACACAAAAAUUAAUUAGUUUAUAA
This is a messenger RNA of Rotaria sordida, 1128 nucleotides long. Lineage: Eukaryota; Metazoa; Rotifera; Eurotatoria; Philodinida; Philodinidae. The record is from the annotation of a GenBank genome assembly.